Molecule: messenger RNA, 2286 nt
Organism: Hippoglossus stenolepis (Pacific halibut)
Lineage: Eukaryota; Metazoa; Chordata; Actinopteri; Pleuronectiformes; Pleuronectidae
Exons: 12
Coding region: 26-1852 (608 amino acids)
Biological process (GO): sulfation
Cellular component (GO): cytoplasm
Molecular function (GO): sulfotransferase activity
Source: RefSeq, a predicted model, not a curated record
UUCUGGUCAGUCUUUGCUUUGAACUAUGACUGAGGCCGACAUGUACUUUUGGUACAAAGGGAUUUAUCUUAGUUCAUACCUGCACGUAGCGGAGGGCCUGAAAAUAUAUGAAGAGUUUACUUUUCGCCAGGAUGAUAUCAUCAUUGUAACAUAUCCCAAGUCAGGUACGUCCUGGCUGAAGGAGAUUGUCCCCCUGAUCCUCAGUGGAGGAGACCCAGCCUCUGUCAAGAGUUCUCUCAGCUGGGACCGUGUUCCCUGGCUGGAGGUGAAUCAGUACCACUCUGACUUUUCACAGAGGCCGUCACCGCGCAUAUAUUGUACACACUUCCUGUACAACAUGAUGCUACCAAGCUUCUUUGAAGCAAAGCCAAAGGUCAUCUAUCUCAUGAGGAAUCCCAAAGAUGUGUUCACAUCUUUCUUACAUUAUUCCGAUGCAGCCAUCCAUAUGGUGAAACCAGGCCCACAAAGCGAGUUCCUCCAGAAGUUCCUUGAGGGAAAAGUUUGUCAUGGUUCAUGGUUUGAUCAUAUAAAGGGUUGGCUGAAUGCUGAAGAUAAAGAUCGCAUCAUGUACAUCUCCUAUGAAGAGAUGAUAAUGGACCUGAAGGACUCUGUGGCCAGAAUUGCUCAGUACUUGGAGAAGCCUCUGACCCCAGAGGUGAUAGAGAAGAUAACAGACCGAUGUUUGUUCAAGAAUAUGAAGCAGAACAACAUGUCAAACUACUCUGUCGUUCCUGCUGAAAUAUGGGACAGGACAAAGUCAGACUUUUUAAGAAAAGGAGUAACUGGAGACUGGACAAACCAACUAACAGUGGCAGAGGCAGAGUACUUUGAUGUUGUUUACAAGUUCAAAAUGAAGGAUGUCAAGUAUAAAAGCAAUAAAAGUGAGUGUUCAGCCUGUGGAAGCGACCUGUUUGCUGAAGCUGCUGCACACGACUCGUGGUUUUUCUCCUUGAACGACAGUAUGACUGAGGCUGACCUGUACACGCUGUACAAAGGGGUGUAUCUGCCUUCAGGGCUGCACACUCCACACAGCCUGCAAUACUACGACGACUUCACGCUUCGCCACGAUGAUAUUAUCAUUGUAACAUAUCCCAAGUCAGGCACAACUUGGAUGCAGGAGAUUGUCCCACUGACCAUGAGUGGAGGCGAUCCGGCCUCCGUUGAGUCUCUCCACAACUGGGACCGAGUGCCCUGGUUGGAGAUGUAUAGGUCCUGCGACCUUAACCUAGAAAAAAGGCCGUCUCCUCGCAUGUUCACGACUCACUUCCACUACAACAUGAUGCCUCCAGGCUUCUUUGAAGUAAAGCCAAAGGUCAUCUAUGUCAUGAGGAAUCCCAAAGAUGUGUUUACAUCUUUCUUACAUUAUUCUGAAGUGGCCUCAUUCCUGGUGAACCCAGGCCCACAGAGAGAGUUCCUCCACAAGUUCCUUGAUGGAAAAGUUUGUUACGGUUCAUGGUUUGAUCAUAUAAAGGGUUGGCUGAAUGCUGAAGAUAAAGAUCGCAUCAUGUACAUCUCCUAUGAAGAGAUGAUAAUGGACCUGAAGGACUCUGUAGCCAGAAUUGCUCAGUACUUGGAGAAGCCUCUGGGCACAGAGGUGAUAGAGAAGAUAACAGACCGAUGUUUGUUCAAGAAUAUGAAGCAGAACAACAUGUCAAACUACUCUGCUGUUCCUUGUGAAAUAUUGGACAGGACAAAGUCAGAAUUUCUCAGGAAAGGAAUAACUGGAGACUGGAAAAACCAACUGACAGUGGCCGAGGCAGAGUACUUUGAUGCUGUUUACAAAGACAAAAUUAAUGAUAUCAAAUAUAAAUUUGUAUGGGAUCAAAAUAGAUUUGAUGAGCACACUCAAUGAUAAUCACCCCGCCAUACAAUGAUGCACAAAAUAUGCAUCUUUCUUAAGAGACAGAUCAUUAGUAUUACUGCCAUUACCAGCAUUACUUUCUAAUUACUUAUCUUAAUUAGAAAGCUGCAGUCUCAUCUUCUUGACUUUAUUUCAAAUCCUUUGUGUUGAGAUAUAUAUAUCAAAGGCUUUCUCAAAUAUAACUGUGGCUUUCAGCAUGGACUGCUAAUCCUAUGUCUUGCCAAGAUGACCAAGGCAGGCCUGAUUAUGCUCAAAGCUAACUAUGAUAUAAAACUUCCAUCUUCUGUUCCUAAAUGUAUUCCUAUUCUAUUUUUAUUUGCUUCCUCAUUCACUACAUAACAUCCUGUUUUUUUUUUAAAUACCCUGUCUGAACAGUGGAACAUGGGGAUGGUGCUGGUUGGGAAAAAAUUAAAGGUGCAAUUGUC